CACUCAAGAGAGCUCAAUAUUGGCUGGACAACGGUGUUGUUCUUGUGAACCCUGCAUGAGGGCGCAGUUAGUUGUGAGUCUGGGAAACACCCUCGGUGACGGAGUCGAGCGCCGUGUGUGUGGAGGGAGGAGAGAGCGAGAUGGAGGUGGAUGUGAUAAGAAUGCUUAUAAGCUGAGACAAUACGUGAAAACAUUUUUUUUUCUUGCUCAAUGACAGCUUAAGAUAUUUUCGCUGUUUCGUUAUAUUACUAAACAUCCGAAAGGGGCAAAUAUCGGUAAGUGAAAGAUGUGUCUGGAAGCAGUAGGAUGCUAGGGCGACAAACGUAUGGCUGCAUUUAAGCAAGCUAGCCCGCCGUAUGUUGAAAAGAAAGGCCAAUAUAGGUGGUGUGAAUGAAAGAAGAGGGCUUCUCUCUUGGGUGGACAUGUUUUGAGAGGUGUGGUGGAGGGAUGAAGGCGGUGUUGAUAUCGAGACGGCAGCGGCUCUUCAUAUGUGCUGUCGGGCUCAUCGCCAUCACCUGCUUCGCUCAAAUUCUUCAUGUAACAGCCCAUUCCAAAGAGGAUUCAGACCUGACCAGGGCUGGGCGUAAACUAACCCAGCAAAUCAUCAAGGAGAACCAGACAUCAAGCACACCCAGAGCUGCUAUUCAUGAAUUUCCAGAGGACAUCUUCACUAAGGGACAGAGGAGGCAUGGGGCAAUUCUACUGCAUGUGUUUUGUGCAGUUUAUAUGUUCUAUGCCCUUGCUAUUGUCUGCGAUGUCUACUUUGUCCCCUCUCUGGAAAAAAUCUGUGCGAAUCUGCAGCUCAGUGAGGAUGUUGCAGGUGCCACCUUCAUGGCAGCGGGCAGCUCCGCACCCGAGCUUUUCACAUCUUUGAUCGGUGUGUUCAUCACCAAGGGAGACCUGGGGGUGGGAACUAUUGUGGGAUCAGCUGUCUUCAACAUCCUGGUCAUCAUCGGAGUUUGUGGAAUAUUUUCUGGACAGACCAUCAUUCUGACCUGGUGGCCGCUCUUCCGCGACUCCACCUUCUACAUCCUCUCUGUGCUGGCCUUGAUUCUGAUCAUAUAUGAUGACAAAGUAAUCUGGUGGGAGACUAUAAUCCUCAUAUCAAUGUAUGGAGUUUACAUCCUUAUCAUGAAGUUUAACAGUCAGAUUUUGGGCUGGGUGGAGCAGAGGUUUGGUAUCCCAGGUCAUCCGUGUUUGGUGAGCAGUCUGUGCAGAGAUGUGUCGGUAGGAGAGGCAAGCCCCCACUGUGACACCUCCAUGAUCCUCUUGAAGAAAGGUCAGAAUGCGGGUGGCCAGGACUCCCCGGUGGUGAUGGUGGAUGAGUUGAUGAGUCUACACCCUCACCAGUUCUCUUUUUCAGAGGCAAGCCUCCGUGUCAUGAUCACGCCCCACUUCUCCCCCCGCACUCGCCUCAGCAUGGCCGGACGCAUGCUCAUCACUGAGAGGCAGAGACUAAUUCGAAACAGGAGCCCUGGAGACAGCAGUGGCAGCGGAUCAGGGGACACUGCCGGCCAAGAUGGUCCAGGCAUGGAGGGGGUUCCUUGGGGUCUGGAGAAUGGAGGGGCCCUUGAGAGUGAAACGCAACCCCUGGAGGAACCCAGACAGAGGGGCCAAGGAGAGGAGUUAGAACGUGUAGCAGAUAUAGAGGAUGCUCAGCCUGAAGAGGAAGAAGAAGAGGCAGAUGAAGAACAACCCUUCAGACCUCUUACCGUGCCAGAGGGGCGCUGGGAGCAAGUGAAGUGGUUGUUUUCAUGGCCUUUAGGCUGCCUGCUGUACUACACUGUCCCUAACUGUGUUUUGCCGCGCUGGGAGCGCUGGUUCAUGGUUACCUUUGUGGCCUCAACACUCUGGAUUGCCGUGUUCUCCUACCUCAUGGUGUGGAUGGUCACCAUCAUCAGUUUUACAUUGGACAUUCCAGAUGUUGUCAUGGGUAUUACCUUUCUAGCAGCAGGCACCAGUGUCCCAGACUGCAUGGCUAGUCUCAUAGUUGCCCGUCAAGGUAUGGGAGACAUGGCAGUGUCCAACUCUAUCGGCAGCAACAUCUUUGACAUUCUGCUGGGUCUUGGUUUCCCAUGGGCUUUGCGCACUCUAGUGGUUGAUUAUGGGUCAAUAGUCUUCAUUAACAGUAAGGGGCUGGUGUACUCUGUGAUUCUCCUUCUCGCUUCUGUUUUUCUUACUGUACUGAGCGUGCACCUGAACCACUGGAGGCUGGACCGGAGGUUAGGCCUUGGGCUUAUGUUCCUGUAUGUCAUCUUCCUGCUCUGCGCCAUCUGCUUUGAGAAACUCUAGAUCACACUAUUCGUGUUUUGCUUGGCUGUAGGAUAGAUCUAGUCAUAGAGAAACAUAUUUUAGCCCCAGUCACUGCCUUAUUAGUAGCAGUUAUUUCAGCCAUGGUUUGAACCGUGACUC
Messenger RNA from Rhinichthys klamathensis goyatoka, 2412 nucleotides. RefSeq names its product solute carrier family 24 member 6a (gene slc24a6a). NCBI's taxonomy places the organism in Eukaryota, Metazoa, Chordata, Actinopteri, Cypriniformes, Leuciscidae. Bases 391 to 2292 code for a protein of 633 amino acids. The record is from RefSeq and is a predicted model, not a curated record. The transcript has 17 exons. Gene Ontology annotation, cellular component: membrane. Gene Ontology annotation, molecular function: calcium channel activity; calcium, potassium:sodium antiporter activity. Gene Ontology annotation, biological process: intracellular calcium ion homeostasis; calcium ion transmembrane transport.